AUGUCUCUGGGGGCAGACCCCUUCUACGGACAGGUAAAUCUGGAGGUGAUCAACCUGGUGCUAAAUGGCAAUGUGCUAUCGAAACCGGACAACUGUCCACCUAGCUUGUACGAUCACAUGCUACAGUGCUGGAGUCGGUUCCCAGAGAUUCGCCCCACCUUUGUAGAAGUCUGUCGAAAGAUGGAGGAAUUCGUGGAGGCCUCAAAAAACGCGGAAAGUCCUUUCUCUGCACCUUACGUCUAUCGUGUUCCCAUUGGCGGAUCAGCAAUUCCCUCGGAAUCUGCACCUACAGUUGAAUGUGCCGACUUGCGGCGUGGGAACGAGGGUGAUGCUUCUGCUCUACGUUUCAACGACUCCAGAGUGAACCUUAUCCACUCCAACUCCCUCAGUAUGGGAAGGUGUGAUGAGGACAGUGGUGCUACGUCUCGUCAGACAAGGAGUCUUCAUCGCCAAGUCUCCUGUCCGCGCUCUGCUAUCGAUCCAGCAGGUCCACUGACCGCUGGCUUCUUCUUCACUCAACUUCACCAGCAACCACCACUGCCAGUGCCUUUAUACGCACAGGAAGUCAACCUACCUGGUAGCCUAGCUGGACAUGGGCCUCCACGCUUGCGCAGGCAGUUGAGCGAUCGCAACCAAUACAACCGAGAACCGGCUGAAGUCGAUUCCAUGGGGUAG
Molecule: messenger RNA, 675 nt
Organism: Hydatigera taeniaeformis
Lineage: Eukaryota; Metazoa; Platyhelminthes; Cestoda; Cyclophyllidea; Taeniidae
Source: the annotation of a GenBank genome assembly